UAUUUUAAUACUCAACACAUAUCUUUUCAGUCCAAGAUUUCUUUAUAUGUGGCCAAAUGCUCGCAUAUCAGUGAUGGGAGGGGAGCAGGCUGCAACUGUUCUAGCUACGAUAGCUAAGGACCAGAAAAAAAGAGAGGGAAAACAGUUAUCUAAGGCAGAUGAAGAAGCCUUGAAGGAGCCAAUCAUUAGGAGGUUUGAAGAGGAAGGAAACCCUUAUUAUUCCAGUGCUCGGCUGUGGGAUGAUGGAAUUAUUGAUCCAGCUGAUACUAGACUGGUUUUGGGCCUCAGUCUCAGUGCAGCACUAAAUGCACCUACGAAGAAGACAGAAUUUGGGGUUUUCAGGAUGUAACCUGAAUGUAUGCUAGUCAGAAUUACCUCUGCAUAUUUUAACGUGGACUGGAGAGUGAAGUUACUUACAACAUUGAAGUGUUUUAAACUGGUUUAAGAAAUAAAGGCUUAUACAAUGCUGUUCUUGAUGGAAGUCUUAAUUAUAUAUUUUCACUGACUGCUCAUCGUACAGGCCUUUGAUGUCUUGAUACUGAUCUGACACCAGUCAGACAUAGUACUUGUAGAGCUCUGCAUUGCUCAGUUCAUGAAUAAGCUGCAACUUCUGGCAUUAAGUUAAAAUGUUUGAUGAGAAAUCAUUCAUCAUUCACUAAUAAAUCUGCAAAAUAUGCUGCAUA
Molecule: messenger RNA, 683 nt
Organism: Meleagris gallopavo (turkey)
Lineage: Eukaryota; Metazoa; Chordata; Aves; Galliformes; Phasianidae
Source: RefSeq, a predicted model, not a curated record